AUGGCCAAGGGACCCGAAUCGUCUGAACUGUCCGAGUUCGAGAAACAGCGUCUCGCAAAUAUUGCCGAACGUGAUGCGCUCUUGAAGAAGCUGAGCUUGGAGGCGCAAUCGGCGGGUCUCUUUAAUGCGCCGAAGCCUCUCGGUAGUGGUGCGCCAAAGCCCAAAAAGAGAGCUGCACCCAAGCGCAUCAAGGUAGAAGAUGAAGCGCCGCUACCUCGUCGGCAAUCGUCACGACUGAGAGGUUUGACGGCUGACAGCGAGGUCGUGAAGCGCAAGGCCGAAGAGCAGUACGAGGCUGCUAGAGAGGCUGAGCGAGCUAAAAAAGUUCGGCGGACCGAUGCUUACUCUGCGAAUGACAUGUUCAUCGCUGGGCAGAAGUUGGAAGGGGAUAGCUUGAUUGGCGUGGAUGUCGUGAACAAGGGUGUCGCUGAGCCGUAUGUGCGAACCUUUGGCGAUGAUGACAUCAAAAAGACAACAGACAAGGACUUGAAAGCUUUGCGUGAGGAAAUGGAUGGACUGAGUUUGUGGACUCAAUGGGACCCUCAAAGGAUCAAGAUCACGCCGGAACGAAUCUAUGCCAUGGCUUUCCAUCCAUCCGAAACGAAACCCCUGAUUUUUGCUGGCGAUAAACUAGGACAUCUUGGCGUCUUCGAUGCCUCCCAGGAAAGGCCAGAAACAGGAGAUGACGAGGAGGAAGAUGACGACCCGGACCCGGUCUUGACGACACUCAAGCCGCAUACCAGAACGAUCAGUGCAAUGAUGGUCCACCCGUCAAAACCGACAUCCUUGUUCUCCGCAAGCUACGAUAGUUCUAUCCGAGAACUGGAUCUGGAGAAGACAACGUCCAUGGAACGAUACGGCCCUGAAUCUACAAACAUUGACGAAGCACUUUCCGGAGUCGACAUGGCCGCGGAUGAUCCCAACACGUUAUAUUGGACUACCCUGAAUGGUACUUUCGGACGCUAUGAUAUGCGCGCCCGGCUUUCGUCAAAAACAGUCACUAAUUGGCAAUUGUCUGAGAAGAAAAUUGGAGGCUUCUCACUCUACCCUACGCAACGACAUUACUUUGCGACGGCAAGUUUGGAUCGGACUAUGAAGUUGUGGGAUCUGCGAAAGCUCUCAGUCGAUGAGCCAGUCCCCGUUGCGGAGCAUGAAAGUCGCCUUUCUGUGUCCCAUGCUGCUUUCAACGCAGCAGGUCAGAUCGCCACCACUUCCUACGAUGAUACUAUUAAGCUCUACGAUCUCGGGUCCAAGGGCAUAUCCACGUGGAAGCCUGGCCACACUUUAUCUGACAAUGAGUUCCGUCCGGACACGGUUGUGAGGCACAACUGCCAGACUGGGCGUUGGGUGACAAUCCUUCGACCUCAAUGGCAAAUGAACCCCCAGUCUCGUAUUCAGCGAUUCUGCGUCGGAAAUAUGAACCGUUUUGUUGAUGUUUACAGCGAAUCCGGUGACCAGCUCGCUCAGCUUGGAGGCGACGGAAUCACUGCUGUUCCUGCGGUUGCUGUUUUCCAUCGCAGCAAAAAUUGGGUCGCCGGAGGGACAGCCAGCGGCAAGCUUUGUUUAUGGAUGUGA
Molecule: messenger RNA, 1575 nt
Organism: Penicillium diatomitis
Lineage: Eukaryota; Fungi; Ascomycota; Eurotiomycetes; Eurotiales; Aspergillaceae
Product: WD domain protein
Exons: 3
Coding region: 1-1575 (524 amino acids)
Biological process (GO): regulation of DNA damage checkpoint
Cellular component (GO): nucleus
Molecular function (GO): protein binding; DNA binding
Source: RefSeq, a predicted model, not a curated record